Molecule: messenger RNA, 6882 nt
Organism: Hemibagrus wyckioides
Lineage: Eukaryota; Metazoa; Chordata; Actinopteri; Siluriformes; Bagridae
Gene: efr3bb
Product: EFR3 homolog Bb (S. cerevisiae)
Exons: 23
Coding region: 323-2860 (845 amino acids)
Biological process (GO): protein localization to plasma membrane
Cellular component (GO): plasma membrane
Source: RefSeq, a predicted model, not a curated record
GAAAGAGGAUGAAAGUUUUAAAGCUCCCAUGUGAAGCACAGCGCUGAAGACUUGGCUCAGGAAAGCUGCUCUUUCUCGAGGCUGAAAAGUUUCCUGCUUCAUGUUGAAAAUCAGCAGUUUGUCGCUCUAGCAGAUAGAUUUUAAACCCCGGUGCUGCUUGUGGACCGUUUCUUUGUGUCUCGGAAAACUUUGAGCUGUCCGUAUACGGAUUUCACUCGGUCUCCUUACACACCUGAUGUUGUACAGGUGUGUAAAUCUGUUGCGUCUGUGGUUUUAAGCCUGGUUGUUGUUGUGCUAGUGAUUUUAAGUGUAAAAGGACAGGAUGCUUGCGCAGCCGCCCGCUCUCGAGCCCCACACCACACACAGGCUGGCACUGGAUUGCCGGAGCUGGCUGGAUCAUCGCCAGGCCCGUGGAGUGUGUGGUUGUUGCUGUGGGGCUUUUAGGCCCCGCUACAAGAGGCUUGUUGACAACAUAUUUCCUGAAGAUCCAGAGGACGGGUUGGUGAAGGCCAACAUGGAGAAGCUGACCUUCUAUGCUCUGUCUGCUCCAGAGAAGCUGGACCGAAUAGGAGCGUACCUGUCUGAGAGGCUGUGCCGUGAUGUAGCCAGACACAGAUACGGUUACGUGUGUAUCGCGAUGGAGGCUCUGGAUCAGCUCCUAAUGGCGUGCCACUGUCAGAGCAUCAACCUGUUCGUGGAGAGUUUCUUAAAGAUGGUGCGCAAACUCCUGGAGGCCGACAAGCCCAACCUGCAGAUACUGGGAACCAACUCGUUCGUCAAAUUCGCCAACAUCGAAGAGGACACGCCAUCGUACCAUCGCAGUUAUGAUUUCUUUGUGUCCCGCUUCAGUGAGAUGUGCCACUCCAACUUUGAGGACCCAGAUAUCCGCACCAGAAUCCGCAUGGCUGGUAUCAAAGGACUGCAGGGAGUGGUGAGGAAGACGGUCAACGACGAGCUGCAGGCGAACAUCUGGGAUCCGCAGCACAUGGACAAGAUCGUACCAUCUCUGCUGUUCAACCUGCAGUCUGGAGAAGGCACGGAGAGUCGUUCCCCCUCUCCACUGCAGGCCACUGAGAAGGAGAAGGAGAGCCCAGCCGAGCUGACCGAGCGCUGUUUCCGGGAGCUGCUGGGACGCGCCGCCUACGGCAACAUCAAGAACGCGGUCACUCCUGUCCUCAUGCAUCUCGAUAAUCACUCUCUGUGGGAAGGAAAAACAUUCGCAGUGCGCUGCUUUAAGAUCAUCAUGUACUCUAUCCAGUCACAGCACUCUCACCUGGUUAUCCAGCAGCUCCUGGGUCACCUGGACGCUAACAGUAAAACCUCGGCUACGGUGCGUGCCGGGAUCGUGGAGGUUCUUCUGGAGGCAGCUGCUAUAGCAGCCAGCGGAUCUGUAGGCCCCACUGUGCUGGAGGUGUUUAACACUCUCCUCAGGCAUCUGAAGCUCAGCGUGGACUACGAGCUCAGCGGAUUUUACGACGCCACCACCACAGGCAGCAAAACCGUCAACGAGCACGAAGAGAGGCAGCUCCAAGAAGCUGUCAUAAAAACCAUAGGUUCCUUUGCCAGCACUCUGCCUACAUACCAGCGCUCUGAGGUGAUGCUCUUCAUCAUGGGGAAGAUCCCGAUUCCUGGAAUGCAUCUUACACUGCCACCCACAGGCUCUGGGUCUGAGGGUGACAGGAUGAUCCAGGUCAUGUUGCUGAAGUCUCUAAGACAGGUGACGUGUGGCUUCCAGAGCACGAACAUGCUGACGGCUCUGCCCAGCUCCUUCCUGGACCCACUCCUGUCCUUCGCGCUGCUGGAGGACGCACACAUCCGCCUGCUUGUCCUCGAAAUCCUCGUCAGCCUCAUCGAUCGCCAUGACAACCGUCCCAAGUUCUCCACCAUCAGAAUCAUCGCAGACAUUUCUGUCCUUAAACUCAAGAUGGAGAAGUGUUCUCGUCAGGACAACCUGUUCAUGAAGAAGCAUGCCCAGCAGCUCUAUAGACACAUCUACCUGUCGUGUAAGGAGCAGAGCAGCACACAGCCACACUUCGAGAUGCUCUACUCUCUCCUCGCUCUGAUCAGCAUGGAGCUUGCUAACGAGGAGGUGGUGGUGGAUCUCAUUCGCCUCGCUCUGGCCCUGCAGGACUUGGCUUUAGUCAGUGAGGAGACGUUGCCGGUGUAUAACCGCUGUGCCGUUCACGCUCUGACCGCUGCCUACCUCAACCUCAUCUGCCAGCUCACCACCCUGCCCACCUUCUGCCAGCACAUCCACGAGGUGAUCGAGAUGAGACAGAAGGAAGCCUUGUUUCUUUUGCCAGAAGAUGUCUUUAUUGAAAAUCCAAUGCUUCCAGAGACGCUCGAGAAGCCGGCAGGAGAACUGCUGUUCCAGCAGACCAAGAUCGCCGAGGUGCUGGGAGGAAGUGGAUACAACACAGAGAGACUCGCCACACCUUACAUCCCUCAGUUCACAGAUGAAGACAGGCUGUCGAAGAGAAAAAGUAUCGGAGAAACCAUCUCUCUUCAGGUGGAGGUCGAGUCCAGGAACAGUCCCGAGAAAGAGGAGAGAACACCAGCUGAGGAAAUCACAUUUGAAGCACUGAAGAACGCUAUAGUGGACAGUGUAGGGAUGGAGGAGCAGGAGCGAGAGAGGAGGAGGCAGGUGGUGGAGAAGUUUCAGAAAGCCCCGUUCGAGGAGAUCGCCGCACACUGUGGAGCCAGAGCCACAAUGCUGCAGAGUAAACUCAGUCAAAUCUUCGAAAUCACAAUCAGGCCUCCUCCCAGUCCAUCAGGCACCAUCACGGCGAGCUACGGUCAAACCCAGACCCGCUCCGUCCCCAUCUACGAGAUGAAGUUCCCUGACCUGUGUGUGUAUUAGCACAGAGCCCAGGAGAAAGCACCUGUGUGUGUGUGUGUGUGUGUGUGUGUGUGUGAGAACAGAAGGAAUAACCCAAACAUCUCCGUUGUUCAUCAUCGCAGGCAAACCUCCAUGGUGAAGAGAAAAGCCUGUAGGGCGCCAUUACUUUUGCAGCACAGCCUCUGCCGGAUCCAGUCGUUUAGUCCUUCGUGUUUAACGUGUCCUGAACUCAGCCGGGAUUUAUUAUUAUUUUUAUUUUAUUUUAAAGCAGAAGUGCAUGCACUGUCAUUGUCUAAAGCCAGCUACUUCCAGUUUAGUUUAGUGUUUUACCUAGUAGUGCUGAUUUACUUGGAAAAAAAAAAAUCAUCCCGGUUUUGUUAAACCAAGCGUUUUUGACUCGUCUGUCCUUAUUGGUGCUAUUUUUGUUUUAUAAUUUGAUAGGUUACUGACAUCAACAUUGGAAAAUUGACCCUUUACUCCAUAGCAGAAAGCUUGGGUUACUUUUUAUUUUAUUUUUAUUUUUUUUUAACAAAAUCACGACCAAAACGGUUGACGGAGAUUUAGACACAGAAAUGAUCGGAAGUAAAUUUCUGGGUUAAUUUAGCACUUUGCAUUAUUUAGCUAAAGAUAUGAGCCUGAGGGCAUCUGCGUAUUUUGGGCUAAAAAAAAAAAUAAAAAAUUUUAUUGCACUGGAUAAAAUUUCCAUCAUCUACAUUAACAGGCUCUGUGAAUGUGAAUUUUUUUAAAAAAAUUUUAUUUUUUUGCUGCUCAUUUUAAAGCAUCCGUAAGCAACCUUUUAGUACAGUAUAGUACAGGGAUCCUCAAAUGUGUCCCACGAGAUCCACUUUCCUGCAGAGUUUAGCUCUAACCUUAAUCAAACACACCUGAACACGCUAAUCAGUGUCUUCAGGAUCAUUAGAAAAUCACAUGUAGAGGAGUGUGAUCAGGCUAGGAGCUAAACUCCACAUUGGAUUGGCCCUCCAGGGCAAGAUUUGAGGAACCCUGGUAUAGUAUAUCAUUGCAUCGCAUACGACGAAACAUGAGUUCUAUCAUCUGAAAACCCCGUGUCUGUAAAUAUGCGUGAGAGAAAUUUUAGUUUUAGACCGCACUGACUUUUCUAACGCCGCGCUCGAGGGAAUACAGCUGACCGACUAACCAGCAUGAGAUCUGACCACCAGGAAAAACAAACCGCUGCAAGCGCCGCAGAACACACAGAGUUACUCGAUUGAACGUGUCCCAGACGUGUCGCCGGAGUCACGUGACCGCAUGUCUCAGCUUUUUUUUAAUCUGGUUAUAUUUUUAUAUCGUUGUGUCGUCCGUCAGCGAUGGUUCAUUUCAGGCUGUUUUUAAAUAGAUGAGGGAUUCUCUCCUGCGUGGUGUUGGGAGUGUAACUCCCAGACAAGGAGCGUUUUGGAAGUGUCGAGGGUUUUAUCGCCGUGGCGACGCAACCCUCACGUAGUCGUCUCGUUAACGAUGUCUCUGUCACGUUUUUUUCUACGUGUCUCUGUUUUAAAGAACAAACAAAAACAACAGCGUUGUCAACAGUGUUUUGUUGUUGCCGGUUUUUGUUUUUGGUCCAAACUCUAAAUCUAAAACGUACUACAAAAGAGCUGCUUAGACUUCAGUGUGAAUGUUUGUUCAGUUUUACAGUACACAAUUACACAAAACUGGUGUGUGUGGGUGUGUGUGUGUGUGUGAAUCUGGAGUUGUGUAUUUUUUACCUUCGUGAAAACAGGAUUUGGAUAUUUAAUGUAAAUUUGUUUAUUUGCACUUUGCUUUAAUUUGGUCAGUUAAUGUUGGGUGUUCUAAGCUUGACCCUAAGCUCAGGUCAGAAUUCUGUUCCAACACAAAAUGUUUACGAUGAUUGUCGUCACAGUUCAGCCUUACAUCGGCAAGGCGAGGUUUAUAUAUAUAUAUAUAUAUAUAUAUAUAUAUAUAUAUAUAUAUAUAUAUAUAUAUAUAUAUAUAUAUAUAUAUAGCACGUUUCACAUACAGUGAUUAUUCAAAGUGCUUCACGUAUAAAGAAAAUUAAAAUAAUCAUCAAGAAUAUUACAACAAUAAAAACAAUCCAUUUAAAAUGAAUUAAAACAGUUAUGAAUAAAAAAUGAUUUUAUGUAAGAUACAGUGCAGUCAGUAUCGGCAUAGAAUUUUUGGAUUAAAGUUUGUACAGCAUUAUGGUUGUGUAUUUGCGAAUCUGAGUGUUAUUUAGUAAGGAAUGAGAAAUGCGCCAUUAUAAAUGAUCUGAAUUUUUUUAACAUGUACAAAUUCUGAUUUUUUUAAUUUGAAAAAGUUUUUGAAGUUGAAUCGAAUUGAUAUUGUAUUCAGAGACUUAAAUUUUACAUUUUUAAAUUCCAAGUUUUAAUCUUUUUAAUCUGGUGUAGAAAAUUGUUUCUGUUGUGUUUACUGAAACAAAUUCAAUUCCAGAUUCAGAUUUUGGAAACACAACAUGAAUUGUAAUAAAUUUUAUCUGCAUUUUUUUUCCUUGGUAUAGUUUUAAAAAUAAUUUAACUUGAAUUUUAAAGUGGCCUCGAAAAACAAAAAAUUUAAUCAGAUUUUUUUUUUACACAAUUUUAGAGCUAAAAGACUAUGAACAGCAAAAUCCUCCCGUAGGAAACAAUUUUAAUUCAGCUGAAAAACUUUAAAUAAAGGAGAAAAAAAUUAAUUAAUUAAUUAAUUAAUAAAAAAAAGGAAUUAUGUCAUGUCCAGAAAUGAAUCUGAAUUAUUUUUUAUUUAUUUGAAUCCACAAUUGGAAUGAAAAUCAUAAUCAAAAAAUUAUUUUCUGUUUAAAUUAAUGUUCUAAUAAAUGAGCUGUACGAUUCAAAUUUCCCUGGAAAUUCAGAUUUACAAAAUUUCACAUCAUCCAAAUUCUAGCAGCACAACAGAAACGCCACAGCGGUCAGUCUGGUCCAAGCGGUUUAUGGAGCGUGAAUUCAGAAAUUAGAAAAUUUUAAUUCAGAAGCAGAAAUCCGAAUUGUUAGAAUGUAGAGAUGAGUGUAAGUAACGCUUCACUGAAUGCAUGUGUGUGAUUUAUGAGCAUUUGAAAUUCACAACAUAAUUUUGCAGAUAAUCAGUUAAAAUAAAUUAAUAAUCAGGUUCAAUUUGGUUUCUAUUAAUAAUUGACAUUUUAACUUGCAGGCAAAAGCCAAGAUUAAAAAAAAAAAAAAAAAAAGGCUUCUGAAAAAUGCAUGUUUUAACAUUUUAAUCAGAUUUGGAUAAAGGAAAAGAGGAGGUGUGUGUGUGUGUUGUCUGCUUUUGCCUGCAAGUCUCCUGACCGUUACUUCGAAAGCAAAACAAAAAAAUGUGAAUUAUUCCCAGGUAUGAAUGCUUUAUUAUUUUUAUUUAUUUAUUUAUAUUUUAGAAAUUGAUCCUAAUUGAUAGUCAUUGUUUAUUUUACGUUCAAAUGCUCAGUCACAUGCCCUUGUGUGUGAAAUUCAGUUUUUGUAAAAUGCAAUUUCAGUAAAUUUUUCAGCUAAAUUGAAUUUCAGAAUUUUAAAAAAUUAUUUCUGAUUUUUUUUUUUAAUUUAAUUAAAAAUUUUUUUUUGCAUUUAUAUCAAAUCUUCUAAUGGCAUGAUUCAAGCUCCAUAAAUUAAACUCCAAAUAAACUGCAUUUAUUAAACCUUUUAAUUGAUGAUGAUGAUUAUUAUUAUUAUUAUUAUUAAACUGUGUAUUUUCUUUUAUUUCUGUUUUAAUUUGUUAAAAUUGUCACCGUUUCCUUGAAGGCGUCUAAACUUCACUGUAUUCCUGUAACACUGGGAGGUUGAGUAAUUAUCUGGGGUGUGUGUGUGUGUGUGUGUGUGACUGUAUUGGUGGGUGUGUGUGUGUGUGUGUGAAGGUGUUAGGGUAUUUGUGUGUGUGAAUGUGUGAGGCUGAGCAGUGUGGGAGAGAUGUGUUGUCUGCUGUAACUUUGUGGUGUAAAUGUGUUCCAGAUGAAGAAGGAAGCUGGUGUGUGUGUGUGUGUAUCUUGUCUCCGGGCUUGUACAUCUGUAGACUUUGUUUUUAUCUGUCAGUGCUGCAGCUGCUCAAUAAAACCUGUUCAGUGAUGA